Molecule: messenger RNA, 873 nt
Organism: Closterium sp. NIES-65
Lineage: Eukaryota; Viridiplantae; Streptophyta; Zygnematophyceae; Desmidiales; Closteriaceae
Source: the annotation of a GenBank genome assembly
AUGGAGGAGAGAAUGGAGGAGAGAGAGGAGGAGAGGAUGGAGGAGAGAAUGGAGGAGAGAGAGGAGGAGAGAGUGGAGGAGAGAGAGGAAGCGCGGGAGGAAGCGCGGGAGGAAGCGCGGGAGGAAGUGGAGCCACAAAAGGGAAGAGGAAGUGGAGAAAGUGAGAGGGCGGAGAGGGAGGAGAGGGCGGAGAGGGAGGAGAGGGAGGAGAGGAAAGAGAAGGAGAGGGAGGAGAUGAAAGAGAAGGAGAGGGAGGAGAGGAAAGAGAUGGACGAGGGGAAGGAGAGGGAGGAGAGGAAGGAGAGAAAUGAGAGGGAGGAGAGAAAGGAGAUGGACGAGGGGAAGGAGAGGGAGGAGAGGAAGGAGAGAAAGGAGAAGGAGGAGAAAAAGGAGAGGGAGGAGAGAAAGGAGAGGGAGGAGGGGAAGGGGAGGAAGGAAAGGAAGGAGAGGGAGGAGAGGGAAGAGACGGAAGAGAGGGAGGAGAGGAAGAAGAGGGAGGAGAGGGAGAAGAGGGAUAAGAGGGAGGAAAGGGAGGAGAGAGAUAAGUGGGAGAGGGAUAAGUGGGAGGAGUUGGAUGAGGCACAUGAGGCAAAAGAAACCAGGGGGGGAGAGAAAAAGAAGGAGAAGGAGACAGAAGCGAGGAAGGAAAGGGAGAGAAAGCAGGAUCAAGCGGAGAAAGGGAGGGGGGAAACAGCCUCUGCUCCUGCUGCUGCAGCUGCUGCUGGGGUAACAGCACGAGCAAAGAGGGAAUUAGCAGCAGCAGCAGCAGCAGCAGCAGCAGCAGCAGCAGCAGCAGCAGCAGCAGCAGCAGCAGCAGCAGCAGCAGCAGAAGGGGGAGGAUCAGCAGGUGAAGGCUUAGCUGUGGGAGCAUAG